Molecule: messenger RNA, 5840 nt
Organism: Leucoraja erinaceus (little skate)
Lineage: Eukaryota; Metazoa; Chordata; Chondrichthyes; Rajiformes; Rajidae
Gene: sik3
Product: SIK family kinase 3
Exons: 25
Coding region: 139-4248 (1369 amino acids)
Biological process (GO): intracellular signal transduction; protein phosphorylation; microtubule cytoskeleton organization
Cellular component (GO): cytoplasm
Molecular function (GO): protein serine/threonine kinase activity; ATP binding; tau-protein kinase activity
Source: RefSeq, a predicted model, not a curated record
CUCUUUCCCCUCCACCUCUCUCUCCCCUCCACCUCUCUCCCUCCCCCUCCCUACCUGUCCUUCCGUCCCUCUGUCUCUCUCUCCCCCCUCCUCCUCCCGCUCUCCCGCCCCGCGCGCCCGCUGGUGUUUUUCGACAAGAUGGCGUCGGGCGGUGCAGCGAGGAACGGCAGCCUCCCUCAGCCCUCGCCGCCGCCGCCUCAGCAGCCUCAGCAGCCUCAGCAGCAGCAUAAAGCCGGCUCGGCCAGGAUCGGCUACUACGAGAUCGAGAGGACCAUCGGCAAGGGCAACUUCGCCGUGGUCAAGUUGGCCACUCACAUCGUCACCAAGGCUAAAGUUGCGAUAAAGAUAGUAGAUAAGACACAGCUGGAGGAGGAAAACUUGAAGAAGAUCUUCAGAGAAGUUCAAAUCAUGAAAAUGUUAAGGCACCCUCACAUUAUUAGGUUAUAUCAGGUUAUGGAGACGGAUAGAAUGAUUUAUUUGGUGACAGAGUAUGCAAGUGGUGGGGAGAUAUUUGAUCAUCUUGUGGCCCACGGACGAAUGGCAGAGAAAGAAGCCCGAAAGAAAUUCAAGCAAAUUGUUGCAGCUGUCCAUUUUUGUCACUGUCGAAACAUUGUACAUAGAGACCUGAAAGCUGAAAACUUGCUCCUGGAUGCCAACCUUAACAUAAAGAUUGCAGACUUUGGAUUCAGUAACAUCUUUACACCUGGACAGUUGCUGAAAACAUGGUGUGGGAGUCCACCGUACGCAGCUCCUGAGCUGUUUGAAGGAAAAGAAUAUGAUGGCCCAAAAGUGGAUAUUUGGAGCUUGGGUGUGGUGUUAUACGUGCUAGUAUGUGGGGCAUUACCAUUUGAUGGCAACACACUCCAGAACUUGCGGGCCAGGGUACUAAGUGGAAAAUUUCGAAUUCCAUUCUUCAUGUCCACAGAAUGUGAACACUUGAUCCGACAUAUGCUUGUGUUAGAACCAAGUAAACGCCUAUCUGUGGAACAGAUCUGCAAACAUAAAUGGAUGAAAAUAGGUGAUCCUGAUCCAGAGUUUGACCGGUUAAUAACAGAAUCUAAGCAAGUCAAAGUGGAAAUCAAGACGGAGCCUCUGAAUGAACAAGUACUCAUAUACAUGACGGAAUUGGGUUUGGAAAGAGAACGCACACUGCAGUCAUUGAAGACAGAUGCCUAUGAUCACUUCAGUGCAAUUUACAGUCUGCUGUGCGACAAAGUAAAGCGGCACAAGACGUUGCGCAUAUCUGCACCUCCAAGUGUUCCUCGCUCUAUGCCUUUCCAGUCACCUGCAAACGUCCAGGCUGAGCAGACGGGUAACACAUUGAGUCUAAAUGUGCCACAGGUGCAGCUCAUUAAUCCAGACAACCAGAUAGUACAGACUGAUGGCAACAUGAAUCUAGACAGCGAUGAAGGUGAAGAACCGUCACCAGAAGCGUUGGCACGAUAUCUCUCAAUGAGGAGACAUACUGUUGGUGUUGCUGAUCCCAGAACUGAAGUUCCAGAAGAUCUACAGAAAUGCCACCUGCCUGGUUUUCCACGUACUGUGCCUCAGGCUCCUUUCCUGCAAGUUGUUCCAAAUGUUAAUUUAAUGCAGAACAUGCUUCCCAUGCAGAAUUUACAGCCAGCCACACAGCUGGAGUACAAGGAACAAUCCUUACUUCAACCUCCAACGCUACAGUUGCUAAAUGGUAUGGGACCCCUCGGCCGACGUGCUUCGGAUGGUGGGGCCAACAUACAGCUGCACGCCCAACAGUUACUAAAGCGUCCAAGAGGUCCUUCACCAUUGGUCACCAUGAAUCCGCAUGCUGUGCCAGUCGUUACACCAGUGGAUGAGGAGGGCUCAGAUGGUGAGCCAGAUCAGGAAGCUGUGCAAAGGUAUCUGGCUAACAGGUCUAAACGUCAUUCUCUCGCAAUGACCAAUCCUACAGCUGAGGUUCCCCUAGAUUUGCAGAGGCAGCUGGGACAGCAGCAGGCAAUCCGUUCACGGGCUUGGGUUCCUCACCCUGAGCAGCACAGCCGUGUUUGCUACAAAGACCCCAACACCCUGCACCUUCCAACAGAAAGAUUCUCUCCAGUUCGCCGUUUCUCAGAUGGCGCUGCUACCAUACAGGCGUUCAAGGCUCAACUGGAGAAAAUGGAGAAAAGCACAAAUACAAACAGUAGUAUAAAGCAGCUGCAGCAGGAAUGUGAACAUUUGCAAAAGAUGUAUGGGAAUGCAAUGGAUGAAAAUAUAUUUGAGAAGACACAACAACAACACAUACUUUACCAACAAGAACAGCAACAACAAAUCCGACACCAGCAGAUUCAGGAAUGUAUUCGGCCCGCUCAGCCUUCACCUCCAUUGUCAACAGCAUCGUUGGUACAACAUGUGGAAAACCAGCCAGCAUUAAUCACUCACCAGCUCCAAAGGUUACAAAUUCAGCAUGAACAGUCAAGCCCCCCUCCGAACCAUCCCAACAACCAUCUCUUUAACAAGUCUAAUAACAGUCCUCCACCAUGCACCACAGCCAUCAUGCAGUCCAGCAGUUGUGCUGCCUCUCCAUCCCAGUUUCAAGGCAUACCAUCCCAACAUGCUCUGUAUCAACAGCCCAGUAAUAGCCCCCCUCCCCCAAACCUUAAUCUUCCUCGAAUGAAUUUACAGCCUGGAUUGCCACAACAGCCGCAAACACAGCCAGUUACAAUUCAAGUCCAGGAACCAUCUGAAAUACACAGUAACAACUUGCUACAAGGCGCUGGGCAGAAUAUGCACACCACGCAUCCCCGCGGAAUUAUCAGUUCAGGAAAUCAGAUGCCCCUUCAACAGAGAGGGAUGCACAUGCCAUCUCUUGGGCUUGGACAACACAGGGCCUUGGCAAAGCAACUGAGUGCGGACAGUGCAGAGGUAAACAGUCGACCUAUUAGUCGAUUUUCUCCUUUGAGCUACGAUCAGACGCAUUUGCACCCUCACCUUUUCCCGGAGCAGUUCCGAUUUUUAACUAACAACUUCAACCCUGCAACAGCAAUGUUUUCCCAAGGCAUGAAAAUUGCACAGAUGGACUCGCUUUCAAACUAUAACCAGAACAUAGCUGGCAAGGCCGCCAUGCAGCAUGAACAUCAGCAACAAGAUUUCACAGCUUCAUCACUACAUCAGGCAUUGCUUUCUCCAACGCCAUCUGACUACACAAGACACCAGCACGUUUCACAGCAGUAUGGCCAUAUGAUUCAGGGACUGCUAUCACCCAGGCACUCUUUGACAGGCCAACAGGACCUGCGCUUACCUCCUGCUGAAAUGUCACGUUUAUUAAAACGUCACCAGCGGCAGCAACAACAACAACAGCAUGAAUAUGAUUUGCUGAGGCACAUGAACCAAGGAGUGGGGGAUGCUGGAAAUAUGACUGCCAACUUAUGUGGGCAGCAGCAGACGUUAUCAGAGCGACAAACAUUAACUAUGCCUUAUCAGAAUACAGAAACGUAUCAUCAGCAUCACUUGGUCAGAGGCCAAGAUCAUAUUCCACAACCCCCAUCCCAAGGCCACAGUUUUGUACAUCACCCGCCACUGAUGCAUUCAGAGAGCAUGGAGGAGGACUGUGUGAGUGAGGGGAACAGGGAAGGGUAUCAGGACAAUACAGACUCAACUGACACGUCCACCAAAUGCUGCCAAGAGAAUACAGUGCUGCUCAAUGCCAUUAGGUGUGGCGCUGCAGAGACACUACUAGCAAAUGUGAAUCAUGUGCACAAAAUGGGUGUUUCACAGCCUUAUAGUCAUCAGGCAGCCCCUGGCUUUGCCGGAAACAAAGCACCAAGCAGAGAAUCCAUGACAGGGGAUCGAAUGGAUGGAAGGGCUCCUAUGCAGCCGAUGGAAGUAAAUGAUCACAAUGGAGUUGAUUACACGAAAAGACAGUCAACAAGAACCCUCCAAAGGCAUCACACCAUUCAGACCAGUGAAGAUGCUUAUGACCAGGCAGAGCUGUCGGGGAUGAGUUUAUUAGCUGGAAAGGUGCUUAGCUCUGCUCGUAUGUCAGAUGUUCUUAGCCAAUCAUCACUCACGGGGAGCCAACAGCUGCAGAACAGAGAGAGUGAAGAGCAUGAUGGAUGUUCGCAGAGUUCUGCUGAUCUAAAUCCAGGGGAGGGCUCACAUUCAAACAGUUCUUGCUACCCGGCCAAAUGCAUCACUGACAUCCUCAAAGAACUGAAUCCACCAUUUGACAACAAACUGCGUCCCUACAAACAUCCUGAUUUGGGCUUUGGAAUGGAGCAAGCAGGAGUGUAGCGGAUAGAGUGACGAGUGUGUUCAGCUUUGAGGUGAAAGGUCCAUUUUGCCAAUAGUAUCUAUCAGCAUCACGCCCAAACUUCAUUGUAUUUCUUUCCAGCACAAUAUCGUGACUCGUCCGCUGUCAGUUGAGUGGUUGCGCUACUUGCCACACCUGUCAGUACCAGUCAUGUGGAGAAGAGAAGACUGAAGUUUUCAAGAUUACAGAAGUGAAAGUGCAAACAGCCGUGGCUCCCAGGCAGUCUGAUAUGUCAAGCCCUCUCCUGACCUGGACCUGCCGAAAUAAAGAAGCCACCAAGCCCUGUGAUGUCACUUUAUGCAGGGAGAGUAACUGAGUAGUUCAGUAUGCGCCCUGACGCCUAACUUACUCUGUGAGCAAUAAGACUGCUUGCUGUCCCUCUGGUACUCCUCCAUUUUCAAUUUUUUUGCCUAACAGUGGUGCAAUAUGCUUUGUUUUCAUGUUUCUUUACCUGUGUUGAUCACUGUGCUUUCUUUCUCUUGUUAAUAUCUGCGUCAUUUACCAAAAAAAAGUGUACGGCCAUUUCUUUUAAAGCAAGUUAGAUUUUAUGGUUUUUAUUUCCCAGUCAAGUAGAACCUGUUAUGUUACUUUAAGAUAUGAAUUAAAUGAACUGUGUUAAAAAGGAAAUUGUCAAAAUAGAUGAUUUUGUUAUAUUUGAAUUGUAACUUGCACCUUUGUUAAAGUAUUUUACCCUUUUUAUGGCAUUGUAAUUGUGACUUGUUUCCUUGUGCCAGGUGAAACUUGUUAAUGUUAACCCUUUGAGAUAUCACAGUGCGUAUUAUGUUUCUAUGUCUUUUUUUUAUAUAUAAGACACCUAGAGCCUGCCAAAAAAAAAAAAAAAGACCAGGUUUUGGGCCACUUUCUGAACUCUAAAAAUUUAUCAGAAAAAAUAAAUUUAGAUUGAAAGAUUUAUCUGCUUCCAAAAGCAUAAGAAGCAGGACUUUGAAAGGAAUUUGCACGAAUGGAUAGAGAGACUACAGCUAACCCAGUCAAGCAGUGUUGAACUGUGAUUUUAGUAAUCAUGGUUUUUUUUUAAAAACAAAAAAUGUAGCUUAGGACAGAAAUUUUUUAGACCUAAUUGAAAAUUAAAAUAUCAACCAUUUAUCUGCUUCUAAACUACAUAUCUGUCCAACUUUUGUCAUUUGUAAAUUUUUUUUGUUACAUUUAUUUGAUGAAAAAAAUGUCAAAAACUUGAUAUUCAGCUGUUUAACGGGAAGGUACCAAGAAAACACUGAAAGCUUUUAUUGUAUGUAUCUUUUCUUUGUUUACAUGACACUGUACUUAUGGGAGAGUCAACUGCCAAUCCAAGGAAAAAAAAUAAGAACAGAAAUGCAGUGCCAUCUCUCAUCUGUAACUCAUUUUUAAUGUUGCUUUGUAUUGUAGUAAUCAAUACGCAGUAUAUGUUGAAUGUAUAUUAAUAUACUUUGCUAUUUCUGUUUCGGAAAUGUUGAAAGUACUUUUUUCUUGUUUAUGUUGGACAAAAGUUUCAGUGAUCUAGUACACUGUGGGUCACUUGCAACUAGUAAUUUAGUUGAAAAGUGGGAUCAUGACAAAUAAAACCUAUGUAAUUUGA